AUGAUAUUUUUUUUUAUUUCGCACAGCUUUGCUUCACUUAAAGGCGAGCUCGUACCAGAAGGAAAUAAAGACUUAAGACUUGCUGAUACUGGAACAAAUAAGCUAAGAUGGGUAGCUAAAACAGAUUUGGGGAGCAACAAAGAUCUUUCAAUUGUGGAAUAUGACAGGGACAAAAAAUAUCUAAAAGUUAAUGGUAAAGAACUGUGCACUAAAAUAUUCAGCAAAGAAAUACAAUUUUGUGAUAAUAAAUACGUUUAUACGAAAUGGGAGCCCUUAGCAGAAGAUGGAAGGUUUAAAUUUAAAACAGAAGAUGGAUAUUGUUUAAGUGUAGGAAAGAAAAUGGAUUCAUUUAAUUCAGUUAUUCUUAGCAAAUGUAAAGCACAGAAUAUUUAUCAAAGAUUUAAAUACGAAAAAAACGAAGAUGAGAAGGGACGAAUAGAAACUAUUAAAAAUGACUAUGAUGAAGGAAGUCCAGUAAUAUUGAAUAUGGCUUUAAAAGCAUAUGAGAAAGACACACCUGUUGAAGUAAUUAUUAAAGAUAAAAAAGAUGGAUUUAAGCGUGUUAAUACAACAAUAGGAGAAUUAAACACUUUGUUUGCUUUUAAUCACAAUGCUGAACCAAUAAACCAUGAUAUGCUUGUUGAUACUACAAAAUUGAACCAACAAUCGGAAGAAUACUAA
This is a messenger RNA of Vairimorpha ceranae, 681 nucleotides long. RefSeq lists its product as hypothetical. The transcript has a single exon. The coding region runs from base 1 to 681 and encodes 226 amino acids. The record is from RefSeq and is a predicted model, not a curated record. NCBI's taxonomy places the organism in Eukaryota, Fungi, Microsporidia, Nosematidae.